AGGUUUGAUCCAGACAUUCUCACGGGUUACGAAAUUCAGAUGCUGUCAUGGGGAUAUCUUUUCGAGCGCGCGGAUUUUCUAAAGCAUCCUUUGGUCUCUCGCUGUUCCAGGAUUCCACUGGAGCCACGGCAAAGUCGCGGCUCAUCUGAAGAUGAUUGGUGGGCUAUGGCCGAUAUUGAUAUUGCAGGGCGUGUCAUGCUUAAUUUAUGGCGUCUAAUGCGCAGCGAGUUCAGUUUCAGAUGGCGAGUCGUCGACUACUACCUGUUACGAGUAAUACUGCAGUUGCGAUUCCUCAUUACUCGAGAUCUGGUGCAUCGAACUGCGGAGUUGGCACGCCUUUUCGGUAUUCAGUUCUUUGAAGUACUGAGUCGAGGAUCUCAGUUUCGCGUUGAGUCGAUGCUACUGCGCAUGGCCAAAGAACAACGCUUUCUUCUCUUUUCGCCCAGCGUCCGGCAACGUAGUCGAAUGGCGGCUCCCGAGUGCCUGCCUCUCGUGAUGGAACCACAGUCGCAGUUUUACGUUGACCCUGUCGUCGUUCUUGACUUCCAGGCUCUUUACCCGUCCAUUUGCAUCGCCUACAACUACUGUUACUCUACCUGUUUGGGGAAAGUGUGUUCCCUGAACGAGUAA
Soboliphyme baturini is the source of this 630-nucleotide messenger RNA. The record is from the annotation of a GenBank genome assembly. Lineage: Eukaryota; Metazoa; Nematoda; Enoplea; Dioctophymatida; Soboliphymatidae.